Brassica oleracea var. oleracea is the source of this 1224-nucleotide messenger RNA. RefSeq lists its product as uncharacterized. Bases 1 to 1224 code for a protein of 407 amino acids. Gene Ontology annotation, molecular function: catalytic activity. The record is from RefSeq and is a predicted model, not a curated record. The transcript is spliced from 2 exons. NCBI's taxonomy places the organism in Eukaryota, Viridiplantae, Streptophyta, Magnoliopsida, Brassicales, Brassicaceae.
AUGGAGACGAUGCAAAAGUUUGAUUACAUGUUGGGUUUGAAGAAAAGUUUGGGUUAUGAUCAUCUGAUAACAGUGGAGCCGUUGGGGCUUAUCGGUGGUUUGGCGGUUAUGUGGAAGGACAACUAUCAAGUGGUAGUUCACUCGAGUGAUAAGAGAAUAAUUGACUUGAAAGUUUUGUGUGGUUCAACCUCUUUCUUUCUGUCGUGUGUCUAUGUUGACCCAGUGCAGGCAAAAAGACAAGAGGUAUGGGAUAGCUUGGUUAGUAUGGGGUUGUACAGAGAUGAAGCAUGGAUUCUAGCUGGAGACUUUAAUGAGCUAUUGUCCAACGAUGAAAAGAGUGGUGGGGCCAUUCGCAGUGAUUCUAGUUUCUGGAACUUCAGGAACAUGGUACAGAACUACAAGCUUCGAGAAAUCAGAUAUACUGGUAACUGUCUCUCUUGGUGUGGAUGGCGCGAAAAUGGCUGGGUCAAGUGUGAGCUGGAUAGGAGUUUUGGUAACAACAACUGGUUUUCUCUCUUCCCCAAGACGAAUAUGGAAUACCUAGAGCUAUGGGCCUCAGAUCAUAGGCCGAUCUUUAUUGGUUUUGCUUUGGAAAAGGAAGACGUCAGGAAAGGUCGGUUUUUCUUUGACAAACAGUUGGGAAGGAAAGGCUGGAGACAGAAGUUGCACAACGGAUCGCAUUCGACGGUGUCGCAGGAAGAUUAUGAACUGGAAAAACACUCUGAUAUUAACUCACGGGAUAAAAUCACUAGGCUGAAAGCAGCUCUGGAGACAGAGGUUUCGAAAAUCAAUCCAUCGUAUGAUCUGAUGGAGAAAAUCAAACAAGAGCUAGCUGAAGCUCUUAGAGAGGGAGAAUUGUUCUGGAGACAAAAGUGUAGAGAAGAGUGGUUGCGAGUGGGAGAUCGUAAUACGAAGUAUUUCCACAAUUGUGUGAAAGGUCGAAGAAUCCAGAACAGAAUUCUGAUGCUGCUGGAUGAGAUGGGACAAGAACAUUUCUCUGAAGGAGCCAAAGGCAACAUUGCAGUUGAAUUUUUCAGAGAUCUAUUUAUGAGCUCUAACCCGACUGACUUGGAAUCCUUGUUUAUGGGUUUUCGUAGUCGAGUUUCAGAUUCCAUGAAUGCGCAUCUCAUCAGACAGGUUGCGACAGAGGAAAUCAAGCAAGCUGCUUUUAACGUAAAAGGGAGCAGUGCGCCGGGUGAGGAUGGCUUAACUGGCAUUUUUUAG